GGCAGCGCCGGGCUGCCCAAUGCCAGGGAUGGAGACGUCGGGGUGCCCAGCAGUGCCUGGCACUGGGGAUGGCAAUGUUGGGGUGUCCAGCAGUGGGGAUUUCAGUGUCAGGGUGCCCAGUUUUGGGGAUGGUGAUGUCCUGGGUGCCAUUAAGAGCCUAGCAAUGGGGGUGGCAGUGCCGGGGUGCCCAACACCAGGGAUGGAGAUGUCAGGGUGCCCAGCAUCAGGGAUGGCAGUGUUGGGGUGCCCAGCAUUGAGGAUGGUGAUGUCAGGGAACCCAGCAGUGCCUGGCACUGGGGAUGGUGAUGUCGGGGUGUCCAAUAUUGGGGAUGGUGAUGAGAGGAUGCCCAGCAUCAGGGAUGGCAGUGUCAGGGUGCCCAGCAUUGAGGUGACGAUGUCAGGGUGCCCAGUAGUGGGGAUGGAGAUGUCAGGGUGCCCAGCAUUGGAGAUUUCAGUGUCAGGGUGCCCAGCAGUGGGGGUGGUGAUGUCAGGGUGUCCAAUAUUGGGGAUGGUGAUGUCAGGGUGCCCAGCAGUGCCUGGCACUGGGGAUGGUGAUGUCAGGGUGCCCAGUUUUGGGGAUGGUGAUGUCCUGGGUGCCCAUCAGAGCCUAGCAAUGGGGGUGGCAGUGCUGGGGUGCCCAACACCAGGGAUGGAGAUGUCAGGGUGUCCAGCAGUGGAGAUUUCAGUGUCAGGGUGUCCAGUUUUGGGGAUGGUGAUGUCAGGGUGCCCAGCAUCAGGGAUGGUGAUGUCAGGGUGUCCAAUAUUGGGGAUGGUGAUGUCAGGGUGCCCAGCAUCAGGGAUGGUGAUGCCUGGGUGCCCAUCAGAGCCUAGCAAUGGGGGGUGGCAGUGCUGGGGUGCCCAAAACCAGGGAUGGAGACGUCAGGGUGCCCAGCAUCAUGGAUGGCAGUGUCAGGGUGCCCAGUUUUGGGGAUGGCAAUGUCAGGGUGCCCAGCAUCAGGGAUGGUGAUGUCGGGGUGUCCAAUAUUGGGGAUGGUGAUGUCAGGGUGCCCAGCAGUGGGGAUUUCAGUGUCAGGGUGCCCAACACCAGGGAUGGUGAUGUCAGGGUGCCCAGCAGUGCCUGGCACUGGGGAUGGUGAUGUCAGGGUGCCCAGUUUUGGGGAUGGUGAUGUCCUGGGUGCCCAUCAGAGCCUAGCAAUGGGGGUGGCAGUGCCGGGGUGCCCAACACCAGGGAUGGAGACGUCAGGGUGCCCAGCAUUGGGGAUUUCAGUGUCAGGGUGCCCAGUUUUGGGGAUGGUGAUGUCGGGGUGUCCAAUAUUGGGGAUGGUGAUGUCCUGGGUGCCCAUCAGAGCCCAGCAAUGGGGGUGGCAGUGCUGGGGUGCCCAACACCAGGGAUGGAGAUGUCAGGGUGCCCAGCAUCAUGGAUGGCAGUGUCAGGGUGCCCAGUUUUGGGGAUGGCAAUGUCAGGGUGCCCAGCAUCAGGGAUGGUGAUGUCAGGGUGUCCAAUAUUGGGGAUGGUGAUGUCAGGGUGCCCAGCAGUGCCUGGCACUGGGGAUGGUGAUGUCAGGGUGCCCAGUUUUGGGGAUGGAGAUGUCAGGGUGCCCAGCAUUGGGGAUGGUGAUGCCCUGGGUGCCCAUCAGAGCCUAGCAAUGGGGGUGGCAGUGCCGGGCUGCCCAACACCAGGGAUGGAGACGUCAGGGUGCCCAGCAUCAUGGAUGGCAGUGUCAGGGUGCCCAGUUUUGGGGAUGGUGAUGUCAGGGUGCCCAGUAGUGGGGAUUUCAGUGUCAGGGUGCCCAACACCAGGGAUGGUGAUGUCAGGGUGUCCAAUAUUGGGGAUGGUGAUGUCAGGGUGCCCAGCAGUGCCUGGCACUGGGGAUGGUGAUGUCAGGGUGCCCAGUUUUGGGGAUGGUGAUGUCAGGGUGUUCAAUAUUGGGGAUGGUGAUGAGAGGAUGCCCAGCAGUGGGGAUUUCAGUGUCAGGGUGUCCAGUUUUGGGGAUGGUGAUGUCCUGGGUGCCCAUCAGAGCCUAGCAAUGGGGGUGGCAGUGCUGGGGUGCCCAACACCAGGGAUGGAGAUGUCAGGGUGCCCAGCAGUGCCUGGCACUGGGGAUGGCAAUGUUGGGGUGCCCAGCAUUGGGGAUUUCAGUGUCAGGGUGCCCAGCAUUGGGGACAAUGAUGUCAGGGUGCCCAGUGGUGCCCAUUAUUGAGGAUUUUGGUCUCCCAGUGCCCAUCAUUGAGGGUUUGGGUCUCCCAAUGUCCAUUAGUGGGGAUUUUGGUCUCCCAGUGCCCCGUGUCCAGUGCCCAUUAUUGGGGUUUUGGUGCCUGGUGCCCAUUAUGGGGGUUUGGGUGCCCAUUAUUGGGGUUUUGGUGCCCAUUAUGGGGAUUUUGGUGCCCAUUAUGAGGAUUUUGGUGCCCAUGAUGAGGAUUUUGGUGCCCAUGAUGUGGAUUUUGGGGCCUAUUAUGGGGGUUUUGGUGCCCAUGAUGAGGAUUUGGUGCCCAUGAUGAGGAUUUGGUGCCCAUUAUUGGGGUUUUGGUGCCCAUUAUGGGGAUUUUGGUGCCCAUUAUGGGGGUUUUGGUGCCCAUGAUGAGGAUUUUGGAGCCCAUGAUGAGGAUUUUGGUGCCCAUUAUGGGGGUUUUGGUGCCCAUGAAGAGUAUUUGGAACCCAUUAUGGGGGUUUUGAUGCCCAUUAUGGGGAUUUUGGAGCCCAUGAUGAGGAUUUGGUGCCCAUUAUGGGGAUUUUGAUGCCCAUGAUGAGGAUUUUGGUGCCCAUGAUGAGGAUUUUGGUGCCCAUUAAAGGGGUUUUGGUGCCCAUGAUGAGGAUUUGGUGCCCAUUAUGGGGGUUUUGGUGCCCAUGAUGAGGAUUUUGGUGCCCAUUAUGGGGGUUUUGGUGCCCAUUAUGGGGUUUUGGUGCCCAUGAUGAGGAUUUUGGUGCCCAUGAUGAGGAUUUGGUGCCCAUUAUGGGGGUUUUGGUGCCCAUGAUGAGGAUUUUGGUGCCCAUGAUGAGGAUUUGGUGCCCAUUAUGGGGGUUUUGGUGCCCAUGAUGGGGGUUUUGGUGCCCAUGAUGGGGUGUUGGUGCCCAUGAUGAGGAUUUUGGUGCCCAUUAUGGGGAUUUUGGUGCCCAUGAUGAGGAUUUUGGUGCCCAUUAUUGGGGUUUUGGUGCCCAUUAUGGGGGUUUUGGUGCCCAUGAUGAGGAUUUUGGUGCCCAUUAAUGGGGUUUUGGUGCCCAUGAUGAGGAUUUUGGUGCCCAUUAUGGGGGUUUUGGUGCCCAUUAUGGGGUUUUGAUGCCCAUGAUGAGGAUUUUGGGGCCCAUGAUGGGGAUUUUGGUGUCCAUUAUGGGGAUUUUGGUGCCCAUUAUGGGGAUUUUGGGGCCCAUUAUGGGGGUUUUGGUGCCCAUUAUGGGGGUUUUGGUGCCCAUUAUGGGGAUUUUGGUGCCCAUGAUGAGGAUUUGGUGCCCAUUAUGGGGGUUUUAGUGCCCAUGAUGAGGAUUUUGGUGCCCAUGAUGAGGAUUUGGUGCCCAUUAUGGGGAUUUUGGAGCCCAUGAUGAGGAUUUUGGUGCCCAUGAUGAGGAUUUGGUGCCCAUUAUGGGGGUUUUGAUGCCCAUGAUGAGGAUUUUGGUGCCCAUUAUGAGGAUUUGGUGCCCAUUAUGGGGGUUUUGGUGCCCAUGUUGAGGAUUUUGGUGCCCAUUAUGGGGGUUUUGGUGCCCAUUAUGGGGGUUUUGGUGCCCAUUAUGGGGGUUUUAGUGCCUAUUAUGGGGAUUUUGGAGCCCAUGAUGAGGAUUUUGGUGCCCAUGAUGAGGAUUUGGUGCCCAUUAUGGGGGUUUUGAUGCCCAUGAUGAGGAUUUUGGUGCCCAUUAUGAGGAUUUUGGUGCCCAUUAUGGGGGUUUUGGUGCCUAUUAUGGGGAUUUUGGAGCCCAUGAUGAGGAUUUGGUGCCAAUUAUGGGGGUUUUGGUGCCCAUUAUGGGGAUUUUGGUGCCCAUUAUGGGGUUUUGGUGCCCAUGAUGAGGAUUUUGGAGCCCAUUAUGAGGAUUUGGUGCCCAUUAUGGGGGUUUUGGUGCCCAUGAUGAGGGUUUUGAUGCCCAUGAUGAGGAUUUUGGUGCCCAUUAUGGGGGUUUUGGUGACCAUUAUUGGGGUUUUGGUGCCCAUGAUGAGGAUUUUGAUGCCCAUUAUGGGGGUUUUGGUGCCCAUUAUGGGGGUUUUGGUGCCCAUGAUGAGGAUUUGGUGCCCAUCAUUGAGGAUUUUGGUGCCCAUGAUGAGGAUUUUGGUGCCCAUUAUGGGGGUUUUGGUGCCCAUUUUGAGGAUUUUGGUGCCCAUUAUGGGGGUUUGGGUGCCCAUGAUGAGGAUUAUGGGGCCUAUUAUGGGGUUUUGGUGCCCAUGAUGAGGAUUUGGUGCCUAUUAUGGGGGUUUUGGUGCCCAUGAUGAGGAUUUGGUGCCCAUUAUGGGGGUUUUGGUGCCCAUUAUGGGGAUUUUGGAGCCCAUGAUGAGGAUUUGGUGCCCAUUAUGGGGAUUUUGGUGCCCAUGAUGAGGAUUUUGGUGCCCAUGAUGAGGAUUUGGUGCCCAUGAUGAGGAUUUUGGGGCCUAUUAUGGGGUUUUGGUGCCCGGUGCCCCACACGAUGCAUCCCACAGAGGCCCCCA
Molecule: messenger RNA, 4586 nt
Organism: Lagopus muta (rock ptarmigan)
Lineage: Eukaryota; Metazoa; Chordata; Aves; Galliformes; Phasianidae
Product: ribosome-binding protein 1-like
Exons: 2
Coding region: 20-967 (315 amino acids)
Source: RefSeq, a predicted model, not a curated record